UUUUGGUUGAAUCGGUAACUUUCAAUUAGUCAUAAUUUUUCCGUUAAUUAAUGCUUGAACCAAUCUAGUCGCAAUUCCGCGUUACAGGUACAGUAGCUGUCACUGUCAGUUGCGCAGGAGGCCUUGUCCUGUGCGAAGGUCAGGUUCCUGUGAUCAUGAGUAUGCGGAAGUACGUCCAGAGCUUACUGGAUAACACUCCUGGUCUUCUGGCAAUUGUUAUCACUGACAAAGAUGGGGUGCUUAUACUUAAAGUGUGCAGUAAAGACAACCCUGAGCUGAGUCAGCGCAGCAGCUACGUUGCUCCUUUUGCUUCAGCAUCAGACCAAGCCAGCAAGCUUGGCUUAGGCAGGAACCAAACAAUUGUCUGCUUGUAUGAUAAAUUUCAGGUGGUGAGUAUGAACAAAGGCAAUGUUCACAUGCACUUUGUAGGAGUGGCAACCGGCAACACGGGAGACUUCCUCACCAUGGACAGUCAAUUGGAACCCAUCAUGCCCAGCCUGGAGGAGCUUGUUAAUGUAGUGCGAAGUCAGGGAGAUGUUUUAUAGCUUGAAACUCCUGUAGAAAUAAGUUUUCUAUCCAAAAAUUUGGACUCUAUUGCAUCUCUUGCAGUCUGAGUGCAAGAGUUUGAUAUGUCUUUAUGUACCUACUGGUUAAUCAAAAGUACAUACCUCAGAAUUAAUUAUAAUUCAUUUCUUGGAAACCUUUUGCAUUCAGUAAUAAUGAAAACAUUCCUAUAUUUCAUUAAUAGAACUUGGCACUCAUUACUGUAGCUGUCAAGAAAAAUUAAUCCAAUUCGAUUUCAUCAAAUAUACAUGGCCAAUGCAAAUUUUUGGGGCAUCUUAUUUUGGCAUGUCUUAAAAUAAUGUGUGGAUCCCUCUUGAGGCUGUGAGAUGAACAUGUUGCCAUGGCUAUUAACUUAGCUCCUACUUGAACAGAAUUACUUGUUUUGUUGUUUUGCAACGCGGCCUAUCAUGCAUGGUCAACUGGAAGCAGUUGUUUAAUUUAAUUUUUAAGUGAUUUUUCCUAGUGCAAAAAUUAGAGAAAAUAAUCUGAGAGAGAACACUUGAAGAGCAGGCUCUUCAAUGGUAAAAUAUUUUACUCAGAUUAAGAAGUCUACAAAAAGUGUUAUUUUUAAAACAUAUCUCUUGAGUAUUUGAUCAAGAUGAUUCAUUUGACUGCCACAUUCAUCAGGUGCCAGUCAUGAAGAAAUCUUCUUAAAUAAGAAAAUCUUCUUAAAUAUAAUGUGUCUGGUCCAAAAUUUAUUUCAAUUUAUUUCCAUUUAGUUAAAUUCCUAUAAAAUAAAUUUUCAUGCUUUGGUCUCCAGUAAUCAGGCUUUAGACUCGACACUGACUGGUGCGUUUAUAGGUUUUUAUUUGGUUAAUUUCACUUGGUACCGGUAUUAUUUAAAAAAUAAUGAAUGUUUACAAUUUCACUGAUAGAUCAUAAGUGCAGAGCUAAAUUUAAAUCAGGUGUCUAUAAACCUCUUGUUUUGCCCUGCAUUUGAACACCACCUGGGCAGUUUCCAUAUAUUUUCUAAGCCUUUUUUUAUUGUGACACUUAUAAUUGUAGAUCAUAUUACCUAUUAAAUAUGUAGAUCAUAUUACCUAUUAAAUAUGUAGAUCAUAUUACCUAUUAAAUAGGUAUAUAAGAUCAUAUUACCAUAUUCAAACGCAGGCUCAAAAAAUUUGCAAAGAUUUUCACAGUAAAAUUUAAAAAUGAAUGAGUUACAAGUAUUGCAGUAAUUUUGCGUCUCUUGCUCUGUUAUUGAUGAGUCAGUGUAGUCAAUAUUCUCGGAUUGGUCCGCUAAUUAUUUAUUUAAGAGCUGGUGAUACACAUGCACGUGGGACAGGCAAUCAGCUGGUGCUUGACAAAUUGAAACCUUAUUGUAGAAUGUUUAACCACAAUUUAUCGCAUCAAAAGGAAAACCAUUAUAUGCAUGGUAUUGGUAUGCUUGUCUUCAUAAUUUAAUAUUAUAAUGGAGCUUAUUUGUUUGUGUGAUUAGUUUAAAGAUUCUCAUGAUC
Molecule: messenger RNA, 2021 nt
Organism: Hyalella azteca
Lineage: Eukaryota; Metazoa; Arthropoda; Malacostraca; Amphipoda; Hyalellidae
Gene: Lamtor3
Product: ragulator complex protein LAMTOR3
Exons: 4
Coding region: 156-545 (129 amino acids)
Biological process (GO): positive regulation of TOR signaling; cellular response to amino acid stimulus
Cellular component (GO): Ragulator complex
Source: RefSeq, a predicted model, not a curated record